AUGCUUCCAGGGCUUACAUCAUACGCAUCUGAUGCAUCAAGCGACGAUGAAUCAGCCAACGAAUCAGCGAUUGCCACCGCUGCCACCGCUGCCACCGCUGAGCCAGGGCUGGAGCUAGCAUUCCCCGAGUUCUCCGAGUUCGCUGAGCCAGCGCUGCCAUUGAUGCUCUUGCCUCGACCUGAUCAGCGCUUUUCAGACCCGAAUCAGCAAUCGGCACUAUUAAUAGACUCGCAGAGCCUGCCUGAUAUGUUGUGA
Penicillium argentinense is the source of this 255-nucleotide messenger RNA. RefSeq lists its product as uncharacterized. Lineage: Eukaryota; Fungi; Ascomycota; Eurotiomycetes; Eurotiales; Aspergillaceae. The transcript has a single exon. The coding region runs from base 1 to 255 and encodes 84 amino acids. The record is from RefSeq and is a predicted model, not a curated record.